Schistocerca cancellata (South American locust) is the source of this 1041-nucleotide messenger RNA. RefSeq lists its product as uncharacterized. The transcript is spliced from 3 exons. The coding region runs from base 4 to 1041 and encodes 345 amino acids. The record is from RefSeq and is a predicted model, not a curated record. Lineage: Eukaryota; Metazoa; Arthropoda; Insecta; Orthoptera; Acrididae.
GGCAUGAAGUCGGAGGAAAACAGUCGGAAAUGCCGCAUUAUAUGCCCACAGUGCUCUCUCUCGUUUCUCACCUAUGACACACUGAGAACACAUAUUCAAGAGAACCAUGACGUUAGUUUUGAGUGCCAGGAGAUAGAAUUUGGUUGUCUUGCAGACUUUGAAGAGUGGAAAAUUUCUUACGAAAAAGUAAACCAUGUUCGUUAUGUAAUGAAUUGUUCGGAGCAGGAGCGACUAGAAAAACGUGUUCGAUAUUACCACUGCCAUCGCUCUUUCAAUUUCAAUUCUAAAGGAACAGGUGCCAGGUGUGUCAAAAGUAUGGGCACGAAUAAAAUAGGCAGUACUUGUCCAUCCAACAUGCAAGUGACAAUAACAGAGGACAAAUGCUGCUUAAAAUUUUUUCCAAAACAUAUGGGACACACCCAAGAUGUUGGAAGAACAUUUCUGCAUAGGAACGAGAGGGCAGAAUUGGCAGGACGGCUGUCACAGGGUGUUCCUGUUGGACGAGUUUUACAAGAUGUCCGAAGUGCACCAAUCGCUGCAAGUGUGGAGAGAAUCCAUCUCCUUGAGAAAAAAGAUUUGCAUAAUAUAAAAAGGGAUUUUGAUAUUGGUUAUGCAACGAAGAAGCAUGAAAAUGAUGCAGUGAGUGUGAAAUUGGGGGUUGAAGAAAUGAAGAGACAAAGUGACAACCCAGUACUGUAUUUCAAGCAGCAAAAACAAGUGGAUCCUAAUUUUCAAGAUGAAGACUUCAUUCUUAUUAUAAUGACAGACUUUCAGGCCGAACAACUUCUAAAGUAUGGAGAAGAUAAAAUAUGUGUGGAUGGCACUCAUGGCAUGACUGCAUAUGAUUUUCAACUUUUUACUAUUGUUGUUGUUGAUAGAUAUGGAGCUGGAAUGCCAGUUGCAUUUUGUUUUUCAAAUAGGGGAGACAUGUGCUUACUGUCUUUUUAUUUCAAAUGUGUGAGAGAAAGGGUGGGCACUGUAAAGACCAAUGUGUUUAUGUCUGACGAUGCACAGCAUUUUAUAAUGCAUGGUCAGCAGUAA